AUCUACCCAAGAGUUUCAAAUCAUGGAGGAAAUUUUUUCAUUAAUCCACCAGGGCUGCAACUUAACUAGAGACCUGGAAUCAAACUUUCCAAGCUUGAUAAACAAUCCCAUUUUACUUUCUAAUUCAUGUGAAGACAUAGUAAGGGUCUUCACUAAAGCUUCUGAUCGAUUGAAAACCCUAGCACCUCCACCGGAUCUUGAGGCAAGUGUUCAUGAAUGGCUGAGGUCUAGUUAUACGCAGUCCAUGAGCAUGGCUGCCGGUGACCUUUUUCAGGCCCAGCUCUUCUCAGAUAAGAACCCGUUUGAUGUGAGGUUACUCAUGGCCACCAGGGAUGUAGAGGGUUCUUCUUCUAUGAAGUCGAAAGGUGGAGGAGUAGAGGCGUCUGAUGCCGGCAAGAGCUCCGUGACCCAACGGUCACGGAAGAGGAAAGAUGGUGGUGUGGAAAAGCAUACGGUGAAGGCAACAGGUCCUCGAAUAGGGAACACAGAGAUCCCACCGGAUGACGGCUUCACAUGGAGAAAGUACGGUCAGAAAGAGAUUCUUGGCUCAAAAUUUCCUAGGAGCUACUAUAGGUGCACCCACAAGAGCUUCUACGGUUGCAAUGCUAAGAAGCAAGUCCAGCGAUUAGAUGAAGAUCCAAACACCUUUGAAGUAACCUACUGCGGCCACCACACCUGUCUCAUGUCCUCCACUGCACAGUCUGUGUCGCCGCCGGCCACCAUUAGCCAGAUGGAGCAGAUUGAAGUAGAGCCAACACAAACAACGCGUCCCCAAAGAAGAUGGCAUUCCCUAGAACCCAACAACCCUACAGACCUUCGUUUGCGAAUGUCCGGCAACUUCAACGUGGCUGGUGGCGCAAGCAGCAGUGAUGAAGUCGCUGCCACUAAAGGUCAGGGUCCCUCACAAUCACAGGUGCGUGACGGUAAAGAACCUGAGUGGCCUGUGAUGGAUCUCGCCGAUGCCAUCUUUAAUUCUGGAAGCAGUAGUAGCAGCAUGGAUGCUAUCUUCUCUUUCAUGCAAGACAAGUAGAUUAACUUACAGGAGAUAACAUGAAUAGUUAAGUUUCACAUAGGAUGAUUCAUUGUUUGGUGCAGCCAUCUACUCAUUACAGGUAGUUGCAGCAUUCUUGGAAUACAUUCUAAGGUCAAUAAUGCAUUCCAAGAAAUCAUACCAAAUACAACCUUAUUUUUUCACCCAU
This is a messenger RNA of Macadamia integrifolia, 1199 nucleotides long. Its product is annotated as WRKY transcription factor 55-like. Lineage: Eukaryota; Viridiplantae; Streptophyta; Magnoliopsida; Proteales; Proteaceae. Gene Ontology annotation, biological process: regulation of DNA-templated transcription. Gene Ontology annotation, molecular function: transcription cis-regulatory region binding; DNA-binding transcription factor activity. Gene Ontology annotation, cellular component: nucleus. The coding region runs from base 23 to 1030 and encodes 335 amino acids. The record is from RefSeq and is a predicted model, not a curated record. The transcript is spliced from 3 exons.